Molecule: messenger RNA, 4395 nt
Organism: Fimicolochytrium jonesii
Lineage: Eukaryota; Fungi; Chytridiomycota; Chytridiomycetes; Spizellomycetales; Powellomycetaceae
Exons: 3
Biological process (GO): virion attachment to host cell
Source: RefSeq, a predicted model, not a curated record
AUGUCUGGAUUAAACAGCAGAAAUUCGAGCGGUUUGCGAAAUUUAAACGAUACGCUGUUGAACAGCCCGUAUGUUUCCGGAAAUAUGAAAGCCCUUAGUGGAGACACAAAACUCUCCGGAUUUCAUUCAGCCGAGGUGAAAAAUCUCUAUAACCAAAAUGGUGAAUUAAAAAUCAACGACCUUGUUGACAGCGAAGAUGCUAUUAUUUACAAGACUAACGGAACCGCAUCUAUUGGAGUAAUCCCUGACAAUAUGGAAUUUCCUCUCGAAAGGAAUGACGGAAGCCGAACUGUUUCCCUUGUAACAAACUUGCCUCUUGGAACUCUUUCAGAGAGCGAUGAAGGUUUGACUGUAAAUUUUCCCCCGCCUGAUCUAGAGAAUCUUCAAGAGCCUUUGUCAAGAGACGAUAAAGGAAUAAAGUUGGACUUUGAUGAGGAUUCAUUGGAGGUGAAUAAUGGCAAAUUAGCAGUUGUGAAAGAGCCUUUGACGGCCCCGUUGACGCGUAACGUACAAGGAAUAUCUCUCGAUAUUGACUCCACAUUGACAGUUGAAAACGGUCAGUUGUCAGUUGUUCCAGAGAACAUUCAGGCGAUUGUUGAUCAAUCUUUGGAAGUAGCAGAACCGCUCUCGAAAGAUCAGGACAAGGUUAUCCACCUCAAUUAUGGGAAAGGGUUGAAAGUAAACGAUGAAGGGAAACUGGAGACGGAUAUUGAUACCGUUAUUAUUGGACGAGGGGCAAUCUCGAAUGAUAAAGGUUCCAGUAUCUUGCUCGAAGAUGUCCUACAAGAAGGGUUUGAUUCCCUUGCGGACUUUCUAGGAGAUGAUACGGAUGUUGAUACAACUGUUACUGGCAACAAAUUGGCUAUCCGCUCGAAAGGUAUGGGACAGGUUCCAUUCUACUCUGCUUUAAGCGGAUUCAAUGGAGACAGUAGUUUUACGUAUAAUGAAACACUCAAUGAAUUACAUGUCCCGCAUGUAUACGUCAAUACCGACUUCAAUCCGGACAAUAAUCAAGUGCCAAGUACUGCCUACGUAGAGCAAUUGUACCAAGCAGGGUCAGGUAUAGACAUAUCCGGAGUGUCCAAUGGUCGGCGUACUAUCGAUGUUAGAACAGAUGCAAGUUUAGCAAUUGACUCUUCACAAAAUCUUUCAGUAAAUCCGUCGGCUAUCGUCGACAAUAAAGGUGUUCGCAUCGUCAAUGAUAAAAUUGCGAUAGGACUAACUUUUCAACCUGGAAAUGGCGGAUUGAAAUUAGAGAAUUCGAAUCAAGUGAAACUCGCUCCAUCUGUCUCAGGUUCAAUCACAUUCGAUGGUAACAACACGUUCGGUGAGAAACUCACAGCAAGUAACGGAGUUAAACGCAUAGAAAAUGAUUUGCAGUUGGAUUUACAGGCUGGUGAUUCGACUGUUACGGUGACAGGCAAUUCAAUAAAAGGUGCCUAUACUGGAUCUAAUGGAGUGUCAGUUACGGGAAACACUAUUUCCGGCGCCUACACGGCUGGAAACAACAUAUCCAUUUCGGGGUCAAGCAUCAGUUGCACAUAUCAACCAGAACCGGAAACACCCACGGUAAUUACCGGCGCUUUACCUAUCAUUGUUACUGGAGCGGAUAAGGAAUUCAACGUGUCUAAGCAGCCUUUGGUUAUAACAGGGGGCUCCGGAAUCCUCGUUGUUGGCUCCGAGGAAACCGGUUUCAAUAUCUCUUCAAUUCAGCCCUACAAGAACCGGAAAGAAGAUGAUGAUCCGGAAGAGAAAAAUGAGGAUUCGGAGCCCAGUGGCGAAUCUGAUCCUUUAACAGCAUCUGGAUCUAAUCCCGUAGUCUCCGUUACCGGACCCCUUUCCACAAUCCUUGGAGGCGCGGUUGGUCUCAUUGGCCCUGCGGCUGGCGCUCCAUUUGCCACAUCUGCUAUCGGUAGCGUCGGGGGUCUUCUUGGAGGACCUGCUGCAGCAGCAGGAAUCCUUGGUGGUUUCAUCGCUGCAAGUGGUCGACAAAGAAAGAAUCAGAAAGACGCAAAUGGCAACAAUGUAGUGGAUUCAAAGGGAAACCCCGUUCCAGAUCCAAACGGCUCACAAGUUAUCAUCGCAACUUUCCCAAAAACGGAUGAUACAUCCUGUGAUGUUACGAGAUUACUUUUUGACACCCCACCUCCAUGUUCAUAUCUUGGUAUUGCAAAAGAGAUUCCACAGCAGGCUGUAAACUUGGAUAUGCUACGUCAAUACGACUCUACAAUCAUACAGCCAACUUAUUCAAAUUUGAUCAUUCAGAAUACAAAUCUUCUUCAGACUGCUAUCGAUGGUAAAGUUGCAAAAACGGAUACCAUUCCGUAUGCGAGAAUAACGGGUGCUCCAGAUCUCACCAUCUACGAGAAGAAAUUAACAUUUGCUGGACCUAUCCUUUCCAGAGAUACAUCUAAUACCGUUUCCGUUAAUACCGGAAAUAUCACUACUCUUGGGACACUCACAUCUCUUAACGUAACAGGCGCUUUGACCGUCGGCUCUAUAAGCAGUCCGACUCUGAACAAUUAUCUGUUAUCCAGUGUUGCUUCAACAACUUAUCAACCUUUGAAUGCGCGUCUUACAAAUUUUGGGAACAUUGCGCCAACAAACACGUACAUGCUAAUCGCAAGCGGAGGCAAUUUCAUUCAGUAUUCCCCAGCAGACGUUCGUGCGAAUCUCUCAUUAAAAAAUCUGAGUUUGCUCGAUACGUUAGACUACACUAGUUCGGCGUUGGUGAACAAACCUACGCUUGGUUCUCUUGCAGCACUUAAUGUCCUCGAUUACACUUCGGCUUCACUUACAAACAAGCCUUCGCUUGGCAGUUUGGCGGCUAAAUCCGUUAUCAAUCUCGCAAGUACAGAUGUCACCGGAAUUCUUCCUUUCGGGUCUGUUGAUCCGAACAUUGUUAUUGCAGGAACCGGCCUCUCGAAAACCGCUCAGACGCUAAGUGUGAAUCCUGUACAAACACAAAUCACAAGUGUGGGUACUUUAACGGGUCUCACCGUUUCUGGUUCUAGCACAUUUACAGGGUCAAUAACCGUACCUACUCCAACCACGCCUUCGCAUGCUGUAACAAAAUCAUAUGUGGAUGGAUUGAUUUCUACAACGCAAACGGGAGCGCAACCGCUAAAUGGAAAAUUGACUGCUAUUUCUUCGAGCACCGCCACUCUAAACAAUUUCCUUGUAGGAGAUGGAACCAAUUUUGUCUCAACGACUCCAUCAGCAUCUAGGACGGCUUUGGGUUUAGGCUCGAUUGCAUUGAAGAAUUCUAUAGAUUUAGCAAACGAUGUUGGGGUGACUGUCCUUCCAUAUAGUAAUAUUGAUCAAACGGUUGCCCAAAAGUCAUACGUCGAUGGUUUAGUCUCAACUGCUGGAACGGGAUUGACAAAAACAGGAAACGUUUUCAGCGUUAAUGCUAGUCAAACAGGUAUAACAUCUCUUGGGACCCUAUCAUCAUUGAGCGUCGGUGGGAAUGCAAAUAUUGCUGGAGAUGUCACGGUGUCAGGAAAUGUAGUUGUAUCAACUGUCCCGACAUUGGGGACACAUCUUACAAAUAAGACAUAUGUCGAUACCCUUCUAAGUGCUGGAACAGGAUUGACACGUAGUGGAAAUUCGUUCAGCGUAAAUCCUGCUCAGCCUCAAAUUACAAGCGUUGGAACUCUAUCAUCUUUGAAUGUUGGUGGAAAUGCAAACUUAUCCAAUGUUCAAAUUGCCGGAACGACUGAUUCUACCUCGACCACAUCAGGUGCGCUCCAAGUUGUUGGAGGAGUUGGUGUGGGGAAAAGUGUGGUGGUUGGCGGCACCGUAUUCCUAGGAGGAACAACAGCGAACCUGAAUACCACAACAGGACAGACUUUGAAUAUAAAUAACGCUGCAUCGACUGUAGUUACUUCUACUCUUGACUCCAACGCUAUAAAUGCUGGUGCUCUCCAAGUUGCAGGCGGCGUUGGAAUUGCUAAAUCAUUAUACGUCGGUGGAUAUGGAAUCAUAAAAGAAUCUACAGCCGGAAAUGGACCUUCUGUAGGUCUUAUAAACUCAAACGGUGGAGGUUGGACUUUGUGGCAUAUAGGCCAAACAAGUGGCCUUGGAACUAAUAAUUUCGGCUUAUACAACAAUACUGCCGCAAAUCUUGCGUUAACGGUGAAUGUGGCAACAAACGCAUUAAAUAUCAAUUCGACAACUGAUUCGAAUGGUAUAACAACGGGGGCUUUACAAGUCGCCGGAGGAGUUGGUAUCGCCAAGAAAUUGACCGUAGGGAGUGAUGCGAGUUUUGUCGGGUCAAAUCAAAGUAUCUUUUGGUACAACGGUUCGGUAUCCACACCCACAUUUGGAAGCAGCAUAACGGGCAACGUUUCAGCAGCAGGGUAUUUUUCCUCAAAUUCGGCUAUUGGCGAUAUG